AUGAGCCAGCGGCCGCACUGCCGCCACUGCUCCAUGGCGCCCGCCGGGCCGCCCGCUCAGCGCCGCGCUCGGGCCAAAGUGCGGCGGCCGCGGGUCAUCCCGCCCGGCCGCGCCGGGCUCCGCGGCCGGGGCGGGGCUUCCCGCGGGCGGCCGGGCGCCCCCGCGCCGCCGAGCGUCCCUCCUCUUCCUCCUCGGGCUCCUCGCGGGCCGCCGCUCCCGCCCACGUGCGGCCGCGCUGUAGGCGCCGGGCAGCGCGCCGCGUCCUCGGCUCACACACACGAGUCCGCCUGGGCCCCGGGCCGGGCUCCGCGCCGUCCACCGCCGCAGCGCUCCGCGAUCAGCGCCGCCGGGCGCCGCAUUCUGCGCGCGGGGCGCCCCGUGGCCGCCGCGGUUCCUGCCCCGCCCGAGACAAAGGCCCGGCGGGUCGCUUGCUCCGCGCGUCCCGGGCCUGGGCCGUCCUCGCCGCCGCCGCCGCCGCCGCCGCUUUGUUCGCCCCGCCUGCGGGCUCCGCGCUCCAAGCUCCGACUCAGAGGCUCCGCGGCUCCCGGGCACUGGGGGCGCGGGGGCGCGGGGGGCGCGGCCACGGGCGGGGCGGGGCGGAGGCGGGGCGCUGGCUGGGCACCUCCCCGAGACCCAGGCACCGCCCCCGCCCCCGCUCCACUUCCUGCCCCUCUGCCACCCGCAAAAGUUGCGGAGGGCUGGGGCUCGGGGCCCGCAGGCGCGCUGCUAGCGGAACCCGGACUUUGGGGAGCUCUGCGCCCGGGGCAAGAGACCUCGCCUACGGAGUGACGGCCAGUCGCCGUCUGUGCGUCUCUUCCUGCGUACAGUUCCUGAAGAUCAAUAGUUGGCCCCUGUCACGCCAGACGCUUCCACACGGCCAGAAGGGGCCACCGACUGGACCGAGGCCUCUCCCGCCCCUUCGGCUCAUGAGGCCACCCCCGCGGGAUUAAUCGACGUCGGAUGUGCACGGACCGGGGACGCGCCCAGAGCCAGUUCCCAUCCUCCUUCCUGGCCUGGGACCGGCAGGAAGCCCCCCUCCCGACCCUGCACGGGGGCAGGGAUUCCCCUGCGUUACGACCCAGAGGCCACUCUGGCCACUCGCAGCUGCCCAGAGGGCAAAUCCUGGCGUCCGGGCUGGGGUGGCUCCGCCAGCAAGAAAGGGGCCUCUGUCCGCACCGGUCUGGGCCUUCCUGCCUGGGUGGAGAACAAACCGAGAUGAUGAGCCCCGAGGCUGGGACGCCGGCGAGGCAGCCACGGCGCAGACGGUCGUCUGCUGCCCCCUGGUGGGCAUGGAGGACACUGUCGCCACCUGGCUGCCCCUUUCCGGGGGCCGCUGCCCAGCUUCUCCGGGAACAGUGGAGCCAGAGGCCCGGGCCCCCCGCUGCCUGCGUGGUCCUGAGCGAGUCACAACACUCGCCGCAGUCCCAGUGUUUCAUUUUGUUUUUCAUGAUUAUAUUUAUUUUUAGAGAGGGGGAAGGGAGGGAGAAAAAGGGAG
Molecule: messenger RNA, 1495 nt
Organism: Phyllostomus discolor (pale spear-nosed bat)
Lineage: Eukaryota; Metazoa; Chordata; Mammalia; Chiroptera; Phyllostomidae
Product: wiskott-Aldrich syndrome protein homolog 1-like
Exons: 2
Coding region: 1-789 (262 amino acids)
Source: RefSeq, a predicted model, not a curated record